AUUGCCCAGUGUGCUCCCACUCCUCCUUAGCUCUACAGGACACCCUAAGACCUGCUUCUCCGCCCUGCCCUUAGCUCACGAUGGGGAACCACUUGACUGAGAUGGCACCCACUGCCUCCUUCUUGCCCCACUUCCAGGCCCUGCACGUAGUGGUCAUCGGGCUGGACUCGUCUGGAAAGACCUCUCUCCUUUACCGCCUCAAGUUCAAAGAGUUUGUCCAGAGCGUCCCUACCAAAGGGUUCAACACUGAGAAGAUCCGAGUGCCCUUGGGGGGGUCCCGUGGAAUCACCUUCCAAGUGUGGGAUGUUGGGGGUCAGGAGAAACUACGACCACUGUGGCGCUCCUACACCCGCAGGACAGAUGGGUUGGUGUUUGUGGUUGAUGCUGCAGAGACUGAGCGUCUGGAAGAGGCUAAGGUGGAACUGCAUCGGAUCAGCAGGGCCUCGGACAAUCAGGGGGUGCCAGUGCUGGUGCUAGCUAACAAGCAGGACCAGCCUGGGGCACUGAGUGCUGCUGAGGUGGAAAAGAGGCUGGCAGUCCGUGAGCUGGCAGCAGCCACACUGACUCACGUGCAGGGGUGCAGUGCUGUGGAUGGGCUGGGCCUGCAGCCUGGCCUUGAGCGUCUGUAUGAGAUGAUUCUCAAGAGGAAGAAGGCAACCCGGACAAGCAAGAAGAGACGGUGACCUGAGACACCACACCUCCCAACCUACUGCGGUGUGUGUGUGGGGGGGUCUGUGUACUUGCAUAGUCAGACAGUGCCUAGGACAUCUGUCAGCCUGGAGUUCAGGACCUGCCCAUCUCAGCAAAGGACUGGGGAGCAUGGGGGUCCUGUGUUGGUGCCACGUUGGGGGAGGGGAUGGCAGGUGGGGUGUCUAUAUCUCUCCUUCCUCCUCACUUCUGGAGAAGUAGGGGUUAUAAGACUGUGGAGGUUUAAAUCUAAAUGCUGACUCUACCUCGACCCUGCUUCUCUUUUCCUUUCUCUAGCUUUUUCUUUGGGUGUUUGGAGCAGGAUAGAUGCUUGCUCAGAGAGUGCAUUUAGGGUGAAUGAGUGCUUUCUCUUUCUCCAGUUGGGGAGGGUCUGUCUCCCCAGCUGAUUUUCCUAGGGACACCAGUCACAAUAGUCUUUAUUUUUGUGUCUGUGUGAAUGUGCCAAGAAUCCUUCCCCACAUUUGCAGAUCCACUACCCUUUUUAUAAGCUAUGUGUGUCCUCUGUUAUAUUAUGAACCAUUUUUUUUUAGCAUUUUGCCUGUAAGUUAUUAAAGAUUGAUGAUUCUA
Perognathus longimembris pacificus (Pacific pocket mouse) is the source of this 1275-nucleotide messenger RNA. It is a transcript of the gene Arl4d, whose product is annotated as ADP ribosylation factor like GTPase 4D. Bases 81 to 683 code for a protein of 200 amino acids. Gene Ontology annotation, cellular component: cytoplasm. The transcript has a single exon. Gene Ontology annotation, biological process: intracellular protein transport; vesicle-mediated transport. Lineage: Eukaryota; Metazoa; Chordata; Mammalia; Rodentia; Heteromyidae. Gene Ontology annotation, molecular function: GTP binding; GTPase activity. The record is from RefSeq and is a predicted model, not a curated record.